This is a messenger RNA of Vicia faba (fava bean), 2979 nucleotides long. Lineage: Eukaryota; Viridiplantae; Streptophyta; Magnoliopsida; Fabales; Fabaceae. The record is from the annotation of a GenBank genome assembly.
AUGAACCCUUCCACGCUUAAACCUUCCCAUUCACACCCUUCCGUUUUACUACCCUCACCUUCUCCGUUACGCACACAACGACGUCGUUUUAGGGUCUCACUCCCUCGAUGCUCCUCCGAAACCAACAAUCCUUCUUCUUCCUCGCCGCCGCAGCGACCGCCGAAGGAACUCACCGGAAUUGAGAUUCUAGUUGAUAAGUUGUCUUCGCCGGCGAGACUUGCUACAUCUGCCGUCAUCGUUGCCGGCGCGGUCGCGGCUGGAUACGGUUUAGGUUCUAGGUUUGGAGGAAACCGUAAUGCCGCGCUUGGUGGUGCCGUGGCUCUUGGUGCUGCCGGUGGUGCUGCUGCGUAUGCUUUGAAUGCUGCUGCACCUCAAGUUGCGGCGGUUAAUUUGCAUAAUUAUGUUGCUGGAUUUGAUGACCCUUCGAUUUUGACCAAGGAAGAUAUUGAAGUUAUUGCAAACAAGUAUGGUGUGAGUAAGCAAGAUGAGGCAUUUAAGGCUGAGAUUUGUGAUAUAUAUUCCGAGUUUGUAUCUUCGGUGAUUCCUCCUGGUGGAGAGGAGCUUAAAGGGGAUGAAGUUGAUAGGAUUGUCAAGUUCAAAAAUUCUUUAGGUCUUGAUGACCCGGACGCUGCUUCUGUACAUAUGGAGAUUGGUAGGAAGCUUUUCAGGCAAAGGCUUGAAGUAGGAGACCGUGAGGGGGAUGUUGAGCAACGUCGGGCGUUCCAGAAGUUGAUAUAUGUGUCAAAUAUUGUAUUUGGAGAUGCAUCAUCUUUCCUUCUACCUUGGAAACGUGUCUUCAAGGUCACUGAAUCCCAGGUUGAAGUAGCUAUACGUGAUAAUGCUCAGCGACUGUAUGCUUCCAAGCUGAAAUCUGUUGGCAGAGAUUUUGAUCUAGGAAAACUUGUUGCACUCAGAGAAACACAACGUUUAUGUCGUCUUUCUGAUGAGCUUGCGGAGAACUUGUUUAGAGAGCAUGUAAGGAAAUUGGUUGAGCAAAAUAUUUCAGUGGCACUUGGAAUACUUAAAUCUCGCACAAGAGCAGUUCCUGGAGUGAGCCAAGUUGUUGAGGAGCUUGAAAAGGUAUUGGCAUUUAAUGAUUUACUCAUCUCAUUUAAGAAUCAUUCGGACAUAGAUCGCAUUGCUCGUGGUGUUGGUCCAGUUUCUUUAGUGGGUGGUGAGUAUGAUGUUGAUAGAAAGAUGGAAGAUUUGAAACUCCUUUACAGGGCAUAUGUUUCAGAUGCUCUGUCUAGUGGGCGCAUGGAAGAUAAUAAGUUUGCUGCUUUAAAUCAGUUAAAAAAUAUAUUUGGAUUGGGUAAGCGUGAAGCAGAAGCUAUUUUACUCGAUGUUACAACAAAGGUUUAUCGUAAACGACUUGGACAGACUGUUUCAAGUGGCGAGUUAGAAAUGGCAGAGAGCAAAGCGGCAUUCCUUCAAAAUUUGUGUGACGAGCUGUGUUUUGAUCCACAAAAGGCCAGUGAACUUCAUGAAGAAAUUUAUCGCCAAAAGCUUCAGCAAUGUGUUGCUGGUGGGGAGCUCAGUGAUGAGAAUGUUGCUGCUUUGUUGAAGCUGCGUGUAAUGCUCUGUGUACCUCAACAGACUGUUGAAGCAGCUCAUGCAGAUAUCUGUGGCAAUUUGUUUGAAAAGAUUGUCAAGGAUGCAGUUGCUUCAGGGGUUGAUGGGUAUGAUGAUGAAGCAAAGAAAUCCGUAAGAAAAGCAGCACAUGGCUUGCGACUUACCAAGGAGACGGCUAUGUCUAUUGCAAGCAAGGCGGUGAGGAAGGUGUUUAUUACUUACGUAAAACGUGCACGAUCAGCCAAAAGUAAUACAGAAUCUGCAAAAGAACUGAAGAAGUUGAUAGCUUUCAAUACCUUAGUUGUAACUGAGUUGGUAGAGGACAUCAAAGGAGAGUCUCCUGAUGUUAAAACUGAAGAACCUGUGAAAGAGGUAAUUAUAGAAACUGAAGAGGAAGAAUGGGAAUCACUUCAGACUCUCAGGAAAAUAAGACCGGACAAAGAACUUUUAGAAAAAAUGGGAAAGCCUGGUAAGACAGAAAUUACUCUUAAAGAUGAUCUUCCAGAAAGGGACAGGACUGAUCUUUACAAGACAUUCUUGACUUACUGUCUAACCGGUGAUGUGACUAGGAUUCCUUUUGGUGCUCAGAUCACAAAAAAGAAGGACGAUUCAGAGUAUGUUUUUCUAAAUCAGCUUGGUGGGAUUCUUGGAUUGACUGGCAAAGAAAUAAUGGAUGUUCAUAGGGGUCUUGCUGAGCAAGAUUUUAGGCAACAAGCUGAGGUACUUUUGGCGGAUGGACAGUUGACAAAGGCAAGGGUUGAGCAGCUUGGGAAGCUGCAGAAGGAAAUAGGCUUAUCGCAAGAGUAUGCUCAGAAAAUAAUAAAAAAUAUAACCACUACAAAAAUGGCAGCUGCCAUUGAAACCGCUGUAACUCAAGGGAGACUCAAUAUGAAGCAGAUAAGGGAGCUUAAGGAAUCCAAUGUUGAUUUAGACAGCAUGGUAUCUGUGAGCUUGAGAGAAACCCUCUUCAAAAAAACUGUUGGUGAUAUUUUCUCAUCAGGUACCGGAGAGUUUGACGAGGAAGAAGUUUAUGAAAAAAUCCCAUUAGAUCUCAACAUCAAUAAAGAGAAAGCAAGAGGGGUUGUCCGCGAGCUUGCACAAAAUAGACUAUCCAACUCACUCAUUCAGGCCGUGGCACUAUUAAGACAGAGAAAUCCAAAGGGAGUGGUUUCUUCACUCAAUAACUUACUGGCUUGUGAUAAAGCAGUACCCUCGCAGACACUUUCAUGGGAAAUGUCAGAGGAACUUUCUGAUCUAUACACCAUAUAUUUGAAGAGUGAUCCAAGUCCUGAAAAAUUGAAUCGUUUGCAGUAUCUGUUGGGCAUAAAUGACUCGACCGCAGCUGCACUCCGAGAUUCGGGAGAUAGAUUACUCGAGACCGCGGAGGAAGAGAAGUUUGUAUUCUAG